Geodia barretti is the source of this 1056-nucleotide messenger RNA. Lineage: Eukaryota; Metazoa; Porifera; Demospongiae; Tetractinellida; Geodiidae. The record is from the annotation of a GenBank genome assembly.
AUGGAAGAAUGGAAACGUCUCGUGAGAGAUACUGUCAACACCCCAGAAAAACUUGCUGCUGCAUUCGAUGUUGACUUAGAAGAAAUGCGGCGUAUUCACAAAGAAUUCCCAAUCCGCAUCAAUCCCUAUUAUCUGAGCCUCAUAGAAGAACCCGGCGAUCCGAUUUGGAAACAGGUAGUUCCCGAUCCAAGAGAACUCGUGAGUACCGGCGUAGAGGACCCACUGCACGAAGAAGACGAUAGCGAAGUGCCAAACGUUACGCAUCGAUACCCCGAUCGGGCACUCUUCUAUGUCAAUUACAUGUGUCCAAUCUAUUGCCGUUUCUGUACCCGUAAACGGAAAGUCGGUGACCCACACUCCAUUUCCGAAAAUAACAUUGAGAUCGGGCUCGCCUACAUUCAGGCGCAUCCAGAGAUCCGUGACGUAAUCAUCUCCGGUGGUGACCCGCUCAUGUUGACGGAUAAGAAAAUUGAUAUGAUCCUCGGGGGACUGCGAGCGAUUAAACAUUUGGAAAUCAUUCGGAUCGGUUCGCGCGUCCCGGUAACGUUGCCGCAACGCAUCACACCAGAGUUGUGUGCGAUCUUGAAGCGACACCACCCUUUUUAUAUCAACACCCACUUCAACCAUCCUCGUGAGAUUACACCCGAAACAGAGAAGGCGUGCGGUAUGUUAGCCGAUGCAGGUAUACCCCUCGGAAACCAGACAGUGCUCCUGAAAGGUGUGAAUGACGAUCCGGCUGUGAUGGUGGAACUGAUGAAAGGACUAUUGCGCAUCCGGGUCAAGCCGUACUACAUCUAUCAAGCCGACCUUGUCGUCGGCACCGACCAUUUUCGGACAGCGAUAAAGACGGGUUUAGACAUUGUCGCGGCGUUACGUGGGCAUAUAUCUGGGAUGGGUGUCCCGCAUUAUGUCGUUGAUGCCCCCGGUGGCGGCGGAAAAAUUGCGCUGAUCCCUGACCCAGUUGUAUCCUUCGAUGACGACGAGAUUCGCCUCCGCAACUACGAAGGCAACGUCUAUAGCUACCCGAGCACACCGUUCUUUGAUGAGGAUUGGUAG